Messenger RNA from Ceutorhynchus assimilis (cabbage seed weevil), 2452 nucleotides. Lineage: Eukaryota; Metazoa; Arthropoda; Insecta; Coleoptera; Curculionidae. The record is from the annotation of a GenBank genome assembly.
AUUUGAUUUACACAGACCUUAUGAGCAUGAUAUUAUAAGAACUUUGGGCUAUCCUACGUAGAGGUUUUUCUGCAUCCCAGCCGACAAAAAAGCAAAAAAAAGUUCAUAAAGGCGAUACCAAUAUCAACCAAUUUCGGAUGAGGAAACGGUGACGUCACGGCAAGUUUAGCAGUUUAGCCUGGUCUUGGGUCUGGGUCAAAUUGGUAGAUAGAGGCUUUCGUCUAUCAAAUACCCCAUUUCAGCCGCAGACCUCAACUCUUGGCGUAAAAAACAUCAGCCGAGUAUAAAACACUAUAGAGGAAAGUUUUCAACAGUAGUUCAGUAGUAUGCAAUCUGAAAUCAAAAUCCCUGUGUACGCAAUUAACUAAUAAUUAAAAUGGAAGUUUGCAUAUCCAAAGAAGAUGCAAUCUCUUAUAUGGCACAUGUAGAGUGGGCCGAAGUCACUAGCUGGCUGAAAACCGAAUUUUCAACCAAUUCGUCUGAUGAGGAACUUUUAAAACCUCUGGUAGAUCUGCUAUUCAAUAUCAUUAAUCGUGUACAAAACAACUUCUUGUGGUAUAAUUGCCUAGAAGCUCAAAUAUCUGAUACUCUAACAGUAACUUUGAAGACACUAAGAUUGUUUGUAACGAAAGCCAAUGUAGGAGAUUACAUUAGUAAACAACCUCAGUUUUUUGAUGCUCUAAAUACCUUGUCUGUUUGUCUUUUAACAAAGAAAAAUGGCCCAGAAGUGUUCACUAAAUACCUUUUACAAUGUUUGGUGAAUUUAGUAAGUGCUGGCAGUAUUCAACAGAAAGGCCAGCUGAGAAAAAUAAUUCGGGGGCAUAAAUUGAGUCAUAACAUUCAGAAUUUUUUUUUGACUCAAUGGGGAUGGCCAAUUGAAAGCAGUGCUUUAAUAUAUAAUCUUUACUAUGACAUUGAAAUUACAGACCGUACUCUUGUUACAGAAAUUAUCAAAUUUCACACUAAAGCUACAUAUUUGAAUGAAUAUUCUGAUUUCUUGAUACAAAAAAUCGUUUCUGAAAACUGUGUGUGGGAAUAUUUUGUAAAUUUUACUUAUCAGAGAUUGAAUCUGUUGAGGCUUUUACGAUAUUAUAUAGCAGAACAAGUAGCAGAGUCAGAUCCCAUGUCAAUCCAAGUAGAGCAAUUACCUGAGUCAUGUUUGAAAUGUUUAACAAUUAUGUUCAAUGAGAGUGCAGUAGUGGUUUUUCAAGUAACAAAUGAAGAUGAUUUAGCUGCUGUAGAAGAAGUCUCAUGUGUCCUAAAACUUCUUGCAUGUAUAUCAAGUAAUGAAAAAAGUUUGGCUUUUUUACAAAAUAAUAAAGAUCUUCUAAUAAAUGCCAGCGUCUUGCUCAUAAACUUACAUCGAAUAGGAAAAGCAUCAAACAAUGUGUUCACUCCUAUACUUAAGUUGGCAGAAAUAAACAAUCCUAGUGAGGAUAUUACGAGAAAUCCUGCAUUUGGCUUUAAGGCCGACUUGGUUAGGUUAAUUGGAAAUUUGUGUUGGAAAAACCAGAUGAUGCAAAAUUUGGCAAGAGAAGGAGAAAUAAUUCCAAUACUUCUAGACUCAUGUAAUAUUGAUGCCAAAAAUCCGUUCAUAAUACAAUGGGUUAUCUAUGCUAUUCGUAACAUUUGUGAAAACAACUUAGAAAAUCAGUCAGUUAUAGCUGGUCUAACCCAACGGGGAUUCAUCGAUUCCAAAGUACUACAAGAAUUUGGACUUACCUUAUCUUCUGAGGAAAUGUUAAGUAUUGGUAUUGUAGGUUUAGAUUUAAAUAAAUAAAUGGUCAUUCUGAAAACUGUUUUUAUUUAAUGAAUGAACUGAAUAUCUUUAUCAUAUUAUAAAAAUGUUUAUUAUCAACAAGACAACACAAAAGCAUAUUAGGUAUGAAAUGGGUUAAUAACGUUAGUGAAAUGGUGAUGAGGUUAGGCUUUCUGUCCAACAGUUAAGGUUACAGGAUGUUCUACAAGAAGUCCACGAGUCAGAGCCUAGAAAAUACAUUACAUUAAAAAUUUUGAAUAAAUUGUAUUAUGAGCCCUUGCAGAACGAUAAUAAAGGAUAAGGAAUUUUAUAUUUAGGCAAAAACAGUGCCUCUGAAACAAUCUUUUAUUCAAAUAUUAAUCAAUUAUUCCCUGGAUAAUAUAAUAAAGACAAUAAAAAAAUCAGAAAGACUUAAUAAUUAUGUAUUGACUCGGCACACUUUCUAAGUCAAUUUAGUAAUUACCUCUUCUACUUGAUCUUUAGAAAACAUAUGGAACAGCUUAUCAGGAGUCAUAGUCAUCACUUCAACAUUUGACGAGUUCAAUUUUUCUUCCAUAACUUGUUUUAAGAUUGUCAGUGCCGAAGUGGUGGCUUCUUCUAGCGUCAUACUCUUAUGGUAGACUUCUUGCAGACUCUGUUGGGCACCUUCUGAGCCAGAACCAAUAGCUUUGGCAUCAAAUUGAACAAAAGUAC